AUGAAGUGGACAGCUUGUCCAAGCGAGCACGACAUUCCAGCGGAGGGAAACUUCCGUUUGUGGGACGAAAACCUCGCGCAAGGGCUUCGUCGUCGUGUUCAAGGAUCUCCGAAGACGGAGCAAGAGUCGUGGCACGCCAUCACAGACCACAUCCACGUCUUUUCCGCGUUCCUGGUCACCACUAACGAGCACGCCAUUCACAUCACCAGCCUCGUGCGAAGCCACGACACAAAAGGAAAUGGUGCUCCCAUCCUACACCCACCUCUGGUGUGCAUCAUUCGAACCUCCAAGAAGACCAUCACGUUCAGAGCCCACAUCCGGCUGGUGUGGACCUAUUAUAAUCCGAGCUUUAGGAACGCGCUGAUUCUGUGCCCACCACCGAAGAAAGAAUUUCUCCAGGAUGAGGACAUAAGCGUGGCAGUCGCGGCACAACAUUCCCGUGCGCGUUCAUUGCGGUGGCUCCGACUGCAACGGCCGCCACAGAAAUCCCCAGAGAAGUGUUGCGCCGUAUGUGUUAGGCCUCUAUUCGGUGCCAUAAGCCUGUGGAAGGUCGUUGAAUUCAUUGCGCAUUACCGGGCCGUGGGAGCGACAAGUUUCUACUUUUACGACCUGAAUGUGACCUCGGACCUGAAACUUCUUGUCUCCAGGAUGCAAUCCUUGGGACUCGACCUGACCUUCAUCCCUUUCAAGCUUAUUAUGGACACUACUGUCGAACACGCCCACGUCCACGCUCAUGGCCAGAUGCCCGCUCUGUACGACUGCAUAUUCCGGUCCUUGUCCAAAAUGGACUACCACGUGCACGUCGACAUCGACGAGCUCAUGGUUCCGAUGCCGAAUUUCAGCAUGCCGGCCAUGGUCGAAGAGGCGGAGCGCAUUAGCAAUCGUUCUUUGGGAAGCGUUCGGGUGCCUAGCAGGUAUCAUUGCCUCGAAUACCCUCAAAACACGCAAUACGCGAGCCGCGGACUCUUGCCUCUUCAAACGAGGCUGUCUGUCUAUCAUCCCGGGGACAUAAAAGACUCGGGGUUCACGAAAUACAUCGCUCGCUCGAGAACAGUGUGCGAGGCGGCGGUUCACGAAGUCCUGAGGCACUGUGCGAGAAAUACUUGGUCAUUUUUAGAUAGCUACAAGCCCUACAUCAGGCAUUACAGGCAGUGCUGUCGUUUCGCUGAGUCGAGCCAUGCUGCCAGGCUCGGCCACUUCUGGAACGUUACUAGCCUGUCUGCUGAUACAUCAUUUAUGGAGUUAUCUGCGCGUAUUGAACGCGAUCCUUUAGUGAGGACACUAAUGCGUGUAAAUAUGAAUUCAUCGUGUCACUGACGUUGUUUCCCUCAAUGCUACUAAGGAGUUUAAC
Messenger RNA from Dermacentor andersoni, 1351 nucleotides. RefSeq lists its product as uncharacterized. Gene Ontology annotation, molecular function: glycosyltransferase activity. NCBI's taxonomy places the organism in Eukaryota, Metazoa, Arthropoda, Arachnida, Ixodida, Ixodidae. Gene Ontology annotation, cellular component: cytoplasm. The record is from RefSeq and is a predicted model, not a curated record.